This is a messenger RNA of Mesocricetus auratus (golden hamster), 3178 nucleotides long. RefSeq names its product ADAM metallopeptidase domain 33 (gene Adam33). Gene Ontology annotation, molecular function: metalloendopeptidase activity. The record is from RefSeq and is a predicted model, not a curated record. Gene Ontology annotation, biological process: proteolysis. NCBI's taxonomy places the organism in Eukaryota, Metazoa, Chordata, Mammalia, Rodentia, Cricetidae. The transcript has 19 exons. The coding region runs from base 513 to 2636 and encodes 707 amino acids.
GCUGAACCAACCUCAGAGAGAGUGCUCAGCCUGGGCAGGGCUAGGGUCAGAGCUGGAGGAAAUGUCCCUGGAGAGCCAGUUACUCCCCACUGGGUCCUGGAUGGGGGGCUCUGGCUCAAGGUCACCCUGGAGGAGCCGGUCUUGAAGCCAGAUGUGCUGCUGGUGGCUUUAGUGGCUGAAGGCCAGGAUCUCCUGCUUGAAUUGGAGAAGAACCACAGGCUCCUGGCCCCAGGAUACACAGAAACCCACUACAGCCCUGAUGGGCAGCCUGUGGUGCUGUUCCCCAACCACACGGUGAGACCUGAGGCACCCCCUAAGUACCUACCUCGUCCCGUUUUGCAUUCCUUCGGAGACUGUAGCAGCCUUCAGGCCUCCCUCCCUCCUUGUUCCUCCAACUUGAGCCCUUACUGAGAUUCGGGUUUGAGCUCCUCCCUCUCUAGGAUCAUUGCCACUAUCAUGGGCGUGUGAGGGGCUUCCCGGAGUCCUGGGUAGUCCUCAGCACCUGCUCCGGGAUGAGUGGCCUGAUUGUGCUCAGCAGCAAUAUCAGUUACUAUCUGCACCCUUGGGCUUCUGGGGACAAGGACUUCUCAAGCCACAAGAUCUUCCGGACGGAGCAGUUGUUCACCUGGAGAGAGAACUCCAGAUACAAAGCAGGAAUGGCCAGUCUUCCUCAUGUCCCCCAGAGCAGGGUGAGGCGAGAGGUCCGCAGGAGCCCCAGGUACCUGGAACUGUACAUAGUGGCUGACCACACCCUGUUCUUAGUCCGGCAUCAGAACUUGAACCACACAAGACAGCGCCUCCUGGAAGUUGCCAAUUGCGUGGACCAGAUUCUCAGGUCUCUGGAUAUUCAGGUGGUAUUGACUGGCCUGGAAGUGUGGACACAACAGGAUCACAGCCGCAUCACGCAGGACGCAAAUGCCACCCUCUGGGCUUUCCUGCAGUGGCGUCGUGGGCUCUGGGCUCGGCGGCCACACGACUCCACGCAACUGCUCACGGGCCGCACCUUCCAGGGCACCACGGUGGGCCUGGCGCCUGUGGAGGGCAUGUGCAGAGCCGAGAGCUCCGGGGGUGUGAGCAUGGACCAUUCGGAACUCCCCAUCGGCACAGCGGCCACCAUGGCCCACGAGAUAGGUCACAGCCUGGGCCUCCGCCAUGACCCCGACGGCUGCUGCGUGGAGGCAGACGCAGAGCAGGGAGGCUGCGUCAUGGAGGCAGCCACAGGGCACCCGUUCCCGCGCAUCUUCAGCGCCUGCAGCCGCCGCCAGCUGCGUACCUUCUUCCGCAAAGGGGGCGGUGCGUGCCUCUCCGAUAACCCGGGCCCGGGGUUCCUGGUGCUGCCCACGCGCUGUGGAAACGGCUUCGUGGAAGCAGGAGAAGAAUGUGACUGCGGUUCUGACCAGAGGUGCCCAGACCCCUGCUGCUUUGCCCACAACUGCUCCCUGCGUGCAGGGGCGCAAUGCGCCCACGGCGAUUGCUGUGCACAGUGCCAGCUAAAGCCCGCAGGCACGCCUUGUCGUCCCGCUGUGAAUGACUGCGACCUUCCUGAGUUCUGCACGGGAGCCUCCCCACAUUGUCCCCCAGACAUUUACCUACUGGAUGGCUCACCCUGCGCCAAGGGCCGUGGCUAUUGCCUAGAUGGCUGGUGUCCCACGCUGGAGCAGCAAUGCCAGCAGCUCUGGGGGCCUGGUGAGACCACAUGCUCGCCUUGGGACCUGCAGUUUUCUACUGUGGGCAGCUCUACGCAUGGAACAAAGGCCCGAACUGCCCAGCUUCUUCUAUCCCCAGGAUCCCAGCCUGCUCCGGAGCCCUGUUUCCAGGAGAUGAAUUCCGUGGGGAAUUCGCAGGGGAACUGUGGCCAGGAUAGCGAGGGUAGCUUCCUUCCUUGUGCACAGAGGGAUGCUCAGUGUGGGAAGCUGCUGUGCCAGGGCGGGGAGCAAAACCCAUCUGUGCUGGGGCGCGUAGUGACUAUAGAUUCCACAAUACUCCGAGAGGGUCACGAGGUGGCUUGCCAUGGAGUGUUUGUGCUCCCUGAUACUCAUCUGGACCAGCCAGGCUUGGGCCUGGUGGAGCCAGGCACCCGCUGUGGACCCGAAAUGGUGUGCCAGCAUAGGCAGUGUCAGAAUGCUACCUUCCGGGAGCUGGAGCGUUGCUUGACUGCCUGCAAUGACCAUGGGGUUUGCAAUAGCAAUCAUAACUGCCACUGUGCUGUAGGCUGGGAUCCACCCUUCUGUGACAAGCCAGGCUUCGGGGGAAGCAUGGAUAGCGGGCCUGCACAGCCUGCAAACCCAGGUGCCUUCCCCGUGGCCAUGCUCCUCAGCUUCCUGCUGCCUCUGCUCCCUGGGGCUGGCCUAGCCUGGUGCUACUACCAGCUCCCAACACGCCGUCAGCGCCCCCGGUGGUGCUACAGGAGGGACCCCGUAUGCAAUAGGCCCAUCAAUGGUCCCUGCAGGGCCCACCCUCUGGGCAGUGUUCACCCCAUGGAGUCUGACUCUGUCACCACUGGAGAGCCCUCACCCCUGGCCCAGGGGCCUCUUACCAACAGUGUUUGCACCCUUCAUCUCUUGCAUGGCUUUCAGACCCUGAGAACUCUGUGCCUACCUAGGAUCUACCCUAAGAAGCUUGUGCCACAUGCCUGAUCCCCAAGGUGAUGAGGGACCCUGAUGCCGCCCCCCCAUUGCCUGGUCACCAGCCUCUUGCUGCCUACUACUCAGAUCAAUGGGCUUGUAUCAGUAAGGAAACGAGACACACCCUAGGGAAGCUCUUGCCAAGAAGACCAGGAUGCUGGAAGCCCUAGGGCCUGGGAAGGGAGAAACUAUGGUUUUUCUGAGGACCUCACUGAGGGAGGACAAGUGGGCCACUUGACUGGCAGCCUGGAACCCCAGUCCUCAGUCUCUGCUACUUCAUGCUUAGCAAGUCAAGUCCAGAAGCUAAGUUCCUGUCUCUGGAGAGGGAGGCCUCCUGAGGCCAGGGGACCAAGAAGACAGGUGCCCGCUGCUACUCCAGGAACCUGGGCCCCAAGGGCAUCGCCAGCAAGUCAACCGAACUCUUGUACUUCUGAUGGACCAGAUGCUAAGCUCUUCCCCAUCCACCCCAGGAACCCCAGAGCCGUAUCACGUCAUAAGAGCUGUGCUAUUCUGAAAUGCCAGAAUGUAUCUAAGCAAUAAAGUCACAAGCUAUA